Messenger RNA from Sabethes cyaneus, 978 nucleotides. RefSeq names its product keratinocyte proline-rich protein-like. NCBI's taxonomy places the organism in Eukaryota, Metazoa, Arthropoda, Insecta, Diptera, Culicidae. Gene Ontology annotation, molecular function: chitin binding. The record is from RefSeq and is a predicted model, not a curated record. Gene Ontology annotation, cellular component: extracellular region. The transcript has 3 exons. The coding region runs from base 1 to 978 and encodes 325 amino acids.
AUGGUAAUUCUUAUUGUCACUUUGGCCCUUUUCGGGGCAGUGGCCACUGCUCAAAAUGCUCCUUGUACGGAAAGUUGCUGGCAGAACUGUCCUGUGGAUACACGUUGCCCAGCGACGAAUGGAGCGAAGGUUACUCUUCUGCCACAUCUGACAAAUUGUAAUAAGUUCAUAAAAUGUGAAUCUGGUCAUGGUUGCGAGCACGAUUGCCCAAGUGGACUGCAUUUUAAUAAUGUUGAAAAAACCUGCGAUUGGCCGAACCGAGCAUGCUGUGACUCCUCGAUUAUAUGCGGUCCAGAUGAUCCAGUAGACAGAGGAUGCAUUACUCAUCCCAGUUGUCCGUUAGUGAAUCCGAUUAAACCCAUUAUUCUGCCACAUUCAGUUUGUUCCAAGUUUUACAAGUGUGACAGAGGAGAAGCAUGCGAAUAUACUUGUCCGGACGGUUUACAUUUCAACAAACGAGAUAGCGCUUGCGAUUGGCCUUGGCGAGCAUGUUGCGAUCCUAACGUCGAGUGUUACGUCCCUUGUGAGGAUCAAACAUGCGCACCAGGACCUGCACCAACACCGGCACCCACUCCAGCACCUACCCCAGCACCGACACCAGCGCCAACACCAGCUCCCACACCAGCGCCCACACCAGCACCAACACCAGCGCCUACACCUGCGCCAACACCAGCACCCACUCCAGCACCAGUGCCCUCUGAUCCACCAGAGUGCAACACAUGCCCGCAGAACUGCGAGCCGAACCCACUAUGUCCUGCGAGAAACCCUAUUCAGCCCAUCCUGUUACCACACGUUAGAUGCGAAAAGUUCUACAAGUGUGAAUCUGGCCGGGCUUGCGAAGUGACAUGUCCAGACGGUUUGCAUUUCAAUGCCCAGAAGUCAGUUUGUGACUGGCCAUGGCACGCUUGUUGCGAUCCAUCGAUCGAUUGUGUGAUACCAUGCAUUCCUGGUGUUACCUGCGCACCGACGCUGGGAUAG